This is a messenger RNA of Prosopis cineraria, 3324 nucleotides long. RefSeq names its product receptor kinase-like protein Xa21. The record is from RefSeq and is a predicted model, not a curated record. Gene Ontology annotation, molecular function: protein binding; ATP binding; protein kinase activity. The transcript has 7 exons. Lineage: Eukaryota; Viridiplantae; Streptophyta; Magnoliopsida; Fabales; Fabaceae. Gene Ontology annotation, biological process: hormone-mediated signaling pathway; protein phosphorylation. The coding region runs from base 1 to 3324 and encodes 1107 amino acids. Gene Ontology annotation, cellular component: plasma membrane.
AUGGGAAAACUUCAUUCCUUUCUUCUUCUCUUAUUCUCACUUCAAUGUUGCUCCAUAGCCUCCUUUGCUUGGAGUGAGACAAACAUCAUUUCUGACAAAUAUGAACUCCUUGCUCUUAAAAACUUUGUCACUUCAGAUCCAUACAAUAUCUUAGUCAAUUGGUCUGUCUCUUUUUCUCCAUGUAAAUGGGUUGGUGUCGCUUGUGAUAUUCACAUUGAAAGAGUCAAUUCCUUGAAUCUUAGUGAUACGGGUCUGACGGGCAUCUUAUCUCCACGGUUGGGAAAUCUAUCAUUUCUUAGUGAACUUGAUCUUAGUAACAACAAUUUUCAUGGCCAAAUACCAAAUGAGUUAGUUCAACUCUGUAGGUUGAAAUUACUGAACUUGAGCUAUAAUGACUUUCAAGGACAAGUUCUAUCAUGGAUAGGAGAUUUAUCUGCACUUGAGCACUUGAAUCUUCGAAACAAUAGUCCUAGUGGAAUUAUUCCAUUUUCUCUUUUCAAUCUAUCAAGGUUAGAGAUCUUCGAUUGGAAUUCUAAUUUGGUGGAAGGAAUCAUUCCAGUUGAGAUUGGAAGACUCGAGCAUUUGAAGAUUUUACAACUCGGAGCUAACAAGCUUUCAGGAAUCAUUCCCCAAACAAUUUCCAAUUUAUCAUCACUUGAAAUAUUGAAUUUGUCUAACAACACUUUAUCAGGAAGCAUUCCAUAUCUGGUUGGUUAUCUUCCACAGCUAAAGAAAUUGUACCUUGAACGGAAUCUUCUUGUUGGUUCUGUACCAUCUUCUUUAUUUAAUAGUUCAAUGCUACAACACAUUGCAAUGGGAACAAAUCAAUUAUCCGGCAGUCUUCCAACAAAUGUGUGUUUUGGCCUACCAAAGCUUGAGACUUUUCUUGUGGAGGAGAAUUAUUUAUCUGGCAAAAUGCCCUCUAUUUGGCAUCAGUGCAAAGAAUUGACUAAGAUAUCAUUAUCUGAUAAUAGAUUCAACAGAGGAUACAUACCAAGUGACAUUGGAAAUUUGACCAAAAUCCGACUUUUACAUCUUUCAAAAAACAACUUGGAAGGUGAAAUUCCGUCAUCUCUAUUCAACAUUUCUACUCUGAGAGAUAUAAGUUUAUGGGGAAACAAUUUAAAUGGCACUCUUCCAAUAUUAAUUGCCAAUUGGACGUUGAUGGAAUCCUUGGAAUUAGAAUACAACUUCUUCACAGGCACAAUCCCUCCAUUUCUAUUCAACAUGCCCUUUUUGAGAACGGUUGUCCUUGACAACAACCUUUUACAUGGUAACAUGACAGAAGAGAUGUGCCAUCAAUUCGCGUUACUUGAAAUCUUAUCAGUUGUUGUGAAUCAAUUGGAUGGAAAUAUUCCAAAAUCAUUAAGUAACUGCACAUCAUUGAAACUACUAUAUUUGGACACCAACUCAUUCACAGGUUUUAUACCCAAAGAAAUUGGCAAUCUUGAUGGACUUGAAGGGUUAGAUUUAUCAAGUAACCAUCUCAGUGGACUUUUUCCUUCCAAUAUAUUCAACAUUUCAUCAUUGACACAUGUCAACAUAGGCUGUAAUUCUCUCUAUGGCCUUCUCCCACAACAUUUAGGAAUUGGCCUUCCCAACUUGAAGGAAUUGAUGUUGGAUGAGAAUGAACUAACUGGACAAAUUCCAAACAGCAUCUCAAAUUCUUCUAAACUCUUCAAGUUAGACCUGGCUUUGAAUAAAUUUAGUGGAGCUAUACCCAAUGUAGUUGGAAACUUAACAAACUUGAUAGCAUUAUAUUUGGAAGGGAAUGAUUUGGAGGGUUUGAUUCCUAACACAAUUAACAAUUUACGAAACCUUCAAUAUUUAAGUCUCAGUGGCAAUAGAUUGCAAGCGUCCAUUAUCCAUGAACUUUGCCAACUCAAAAGUUUAAGUGAGUUGUAUCUUGCCAACAACAUGUUUUCAGGAAUGGUUCCAAGGUGCCUUGGGAAUACUUCCCUGCGGAAGUUAGAUUUUAGCUCUAACAAAUUAAUUUCUCAUAUACCCUCUUCUCUUUGGAGUCUCAUAGAUAUCUUGGUUUUAGAUUUAUCCUCCAAUGCAUUGAGUGGAAUAAUCCCAUUUGAGGUAUCAAACUUGAGAGCAAUUACAUUAUUGAACUUGUCGAGAAAUCAAAUUUCAGGAAGUAUCCCAAAAACUAUGGGUGGCUUGCAAACCUUGCUAAACCUAUCCUUGGCCCAUAACAAAUUAGAAGGGCCAAUUCCUGAAUCACUUAGUAGCAUGAUAAGCAUGGAGUUCUUGGAUCUUUCUCAUAAUUAUUUGUCUGGUGUAAUUCCAAAGUCCUUAGAGUCACUAAUCCAUCUAAAGAACAUUAAUCUUUCCUACAAUUUAUUGCAUGGAGAAAUUCCAAAUGGUGGGCCUUUUUUAAAUUUUACUGCUCAAUCUUUUAUGAUGAACAAGGAUCUUAGUGGGAAGUCCCAACUGCAAGUCCAAUCAUGUAGGAAAGAAAACAAGCAUAUAUCAACAAAAGUGAUGAUGUUCAUGAAAUUCUCAUUGCCUAUUAUGGUUGUCAUUUUGGUUAUUUCAUGCGUUGCCUUUCUAAAGCAUACUAGAGAAGAUGUUAAUGAUUUAACCAAUAGGGAUUCAAUAAAUUUGGAGACACCAAUUUGGAUAUCCUAUUAUGAGCUUCUAAGAGGAACAAAUGGAUUUGAUGAGAGUAAUCUUCUUGGCUUUGGAAGUUAUGGAUCAGUAUACAGAGCAAUCCUUUCAAAUGAAAGAAUAGUUGCUGUUAAAGUAUUUAACUCAGAUUUGGAAGAAACAUUAAGGAGUUUCGAUGUUGAAUGUGAUGCCUUAUGCAAUUUACGUCAUCGUAAUCUUGUUAAGAUAAUUAGCUGUUGCUCAAAACAUGAUUUUAAAUCUAUAAUCAUGGAAUUCAUGUCAAAUGAGAGUCUUGAUAUAUGGCUGCACUCUCAUGGCAAGUGUUUAGAUAUCUUGCAAAGGUUGAAUAUAUUGAUUGAUGUGGCAACUGCAUUAGAAUAUCUUCAUCAUGAUACAUCUAAGUUAGUUAUUCAUUGUGAUGUAAAGCCGAGCAAUGUAUUGUUGGAUGAAGAUAUGGUGGCUCAUCUUGGUGAUUUUGGUAUCGCCAAAUUGUUAGGGGAAGGACAAAAUGAAAUUUACACCAAAACCUUGGCUACAAUUGGCUACAUGGCACCAGGAGAUGUAUAUGGUUAUGGCAUUUUGCUUAUGGAAACUCUUACAAGAAAGAAGCCAACAAAUGAGAUGUUUGUUCAAGAUUUAUCUGAGGCACGACCUACUAUUAUUGAUGUUGUUGUAUCAUUGAAAAAAUCAAAAGUCAUGUCUGUGUAA